Molecule: messenger RNA, 759 nt
Organism: Aureococcus anophagefferens
Lineage: Eukaryota; Pelagophyceae; Pelagomonadales; Pelagomonadaceae
Exons: 1
Coding region: 1-759 (252 amino acids)
Biological process (GO): maturation of LSU-rRNA from tricistronic rRNA transcript (SSU-rRNA, 5.8S rRNA, LSU-rRNA)
Cellular component (GO): nucleolus
Molecular function (GO): RNA binding
Source: RefSeq, a predicted model, not a curated record
AUGCUGAAGAAGGCGGCGGAGAUCGAGGCGCGCCUCGCCGCGCUCGACGGCCCCGAGUGGGACUCCGACGACGACGCGCCGGAGGCCGCGCCGGCGAGCCCGACGGCGGCGCCCGAGGCGCCGGCGCCCAAGCUGGGCCGCAAGGCGAAGAAGCGCGCGGCGGCGGAGCGGCGCGAGCGCGAGGAGAAGAGCCGCGUCAUCUACAUCGGCCACAUCCCCGACGGCUUCUUCGAGGACCAGAUGCGCGGCUUCUUCGGGCAGUUCGGCGAGGUCACGAACCUGCGGAUCUCGCGGUCCAAGAAGACGGGCAACUCCAAGGGCUACGGCUUCGUCGAGUUCGCCGACGGCGACACGGCGGCCGUCGCCGCGGGCACCAUGGACAAGUACCUCCUCUACGGCAAGCAGCUCGUCGUCCACGUCGCGCCGCUCGAUCUCGCGCGGCACCCGAAGCUCUUCGCGCACAGCGACAAGCCCUUCCUCAAGCGCCGCGGCGGCAAGGAGCAGCGCGAGAAGAGCCUGGCGGCGGCCAAGGCCAAGACCGACGAGCAGCGCGCCGCGGGCGCCGCCGCGCUCCUCAAGAAGGAGGCGAAGAAGCGGAAGCGCCUCGCGGAGAACUUCCCGGGCUUCGACUUCCCGGGCUACGCGGGCGCCGCCCAGGGCGCGCGACGACCAGACGACGACGGCGCGCCGACGAAGAAGAAGAAGGCCGCGGACCCGGAGAAGAAGGCCGCGAAGAAGGCGAAGAAGGCGAAGAAGUAG